Schistosoma curassoni is the source of this 3284-nucleotide messenger RNA. The record is from the annotation of a GenBank genome assembly. NCBI's taxonomy places the organism in Eukaryota, Metazoa, Platyhelminthes, Trematoda, Strigeidida, Schistosomatidae.
GACGACGGCUUUGAAAAGUUUUAAUUAGGAAUGAAAUGCCUGUGAAGAGUAAAGCUAGCUUUUUGGAGGCAUAUAAUAGCCUCACGGACAAACAUUUGGUAAACUAUUUUUCUACAUCUCGGAUGAGACGGCAUCUUAUAAACAAUGGACUAAUUACAGAGAAUGGUGAAGUCAUACCGGAAUCGGAAUAUAAAGAGACAAAAAUUCGUGAAAGUCUAAAACGCGCCUUUUUAGAAGUUAUUGCUCAUGCUGUGGUUGAAAAAUCACUAGAAGUAGAACGUUUACGCCAGGGAAAAUUACAAAGGGAUUUAGAGGAAUUAUGUCGCUUAAACAGAGUUAAGCGGUUGAGAGAAGAACGUCAACAACGUUCAGAAGAAGCGAUACUAUCUAAGUUAGUAAUCAACAGUCCAAGAUCAAUAGAGAAAUCAGAAUUUUUAGAAACACACUACUCAAAUAAUACGACUAAUCAAAAUAAUCAACAAAAGAUAAACAAGAAAAAAUCAAUAAAAAGAAAACAUUCUCAAAAGAAUAAACAAUUUCAUCAUCAAAUUAUUACGUCAUCAUUAAUGCCUUAUUCAUCAGAAUAUUCUUAUUAUUAUCGACAACCAAAGUCUCCAUUUCAUAGAUCAUUCAAUUCUUCAAAUAUUAAAAUAAACAAUAAACAAUUAAGAACUUUUACUAAACAUUCUAAAUAUCAUCAUCAUAAUAAUAAUCAUAACAAGUCAAAGGAUAGAGAUAUUCAAGGAGAUCAACAUACAAAAACAAUUGAUGAUUUCCAUCAUGAGAAUACUAGUCAUAAUGCUUCAGAACAAGUGGAUGAUUAUAAUAUUUGUCGAAAUAAUAAUAAUAAAGAGGUUAGAGAAGCAAGGAAAACAUUGAAUCAGUAUAGACUGCCUUCUCAGACUGAAGUAAAACAAACUUCAUGUAUUGUCAAAUUUAUGUAUCUUGGUAUAUCAAGUACAGAAGAGUCAAAAAUACAACAUACAAUUGAUCAACAAAAGAAUAAGAAAGAAGAAAAGAAUUCUAUGAAUAAUAAUAAUGAUACUAAUCAAUCAUUGUCACGUUUAAUUACAGUAAUUCAACAACCAAAUGGUGGUAAUACACAUACUCUUUUUAAAGGUCUACUUCAACCAGGUGAUACAUUCCAGAUUAUUUCGAAACGAGUAUAUGGUUUUCCGUUUUCCCUAACUAUUUAUGUUGAUGGUACACAGGAUACACGUAUUAGUGCAUGUUGUGAGUAUCGGCAUAGACAAGGAGCUCGUAUUGGUGGAAAACAUGGCCAUUUUAUCUAUUUAUCUGUUGAAGGUUCAUUUCCAUGCUUUAGAUGUCGAGCACUUAAAAAGCUGAAACAACGACAACAGCAAGAAAAGAUGAAAAGAAAAGAAAAAUUCACCACUGAUGAAAAUGAUAACAAAAUACAACAGGAAGAAGCAGAUGAAUAUGACAGUAGUGAUGAUUUGAAAGUUUAUGAAGAUGAUUUUGAAACAGAAGACAAAAAAAUUAAUGGAGAUGGCGAUUACAAUGAAGUAGAAGAAAAAUUGGAAGUUGUUCAACCAUCAGGAAUAAAUAAAGUAGAUAUCAUCACAUUGAAUCGUGAGAAUACACUUUCAUCUAUUCACAAUAAUGAUUUCGAUCCACUUAGUUCUUUGUCGACAACUUCAAGGCAUAAUUGUCGAGAAGAUUCUCAUUUGUCUUCAAUAGAACCUGAAAAAACAGAUGAUUCCAAAGAUAAUAAAAGAAAUGGUUAUGAUGAAAUCAAUUUUAUGGAAUAUUUUCAAGCUGCUUUACAUUCACUUGUCUUGAAUGAAAAUAAUAUUAAUGGUUGUUUACGUUGUAUAAUUUGGUUAAGUAUCUCACCUAAAAAAUGUACCCUAAUGGAAUAUGAUAAUGAUGAUGAUGAUGAUGAUCCAAAGGAAUUAACCAAGAAAAAUCAAUUUUGUGAAGCAAUUAUUAGACAACAGGAUGAAGAAUUAAUGCGCCUUGUUUUACCACAACCGAAUACUGGUGAUAAAUUGAAACUGCGCUGGCCAUUGAAUGAUUUGAAGAUUACAGAUAAAAUCAAAUAUGUUGAUUUUUGUAAUUUGUCGAAUGUUUUAACCAUACCUCUAUCUGAUGUUGAAAAACUUGAGCUGUCUUUAGAAAUACCAGAAGAGGAUAUCAUGUAUAAAUUUGUGGAACAUUCAUCAUUAAAAGAUGAUCGUUUGAUUACAUUCAGAAAUCCUUUGAAAAUAAUCCUUGAAGAUGAAGAAAAUGAUGAAAUGAAUAGUUAUUCACUGUUACGAUUUCUAUAUGAAUUAAAUAACGGGUGUAAUGAUGAUAUAGAAAAUGAAAAUCCAACUGAACGUUUUGAAAAUAUCAAAGAUGAUUAUGACAGUGGAAAAUCAAGUGAAUCGUCUCCUCCAGUAUCACCGUCACUUGCUGAAAAAAAGAUUAAAUCACCUGUAAAGAAAAAGAAAAACUCCAAAUCAUCAUCGUCUUCAUCGUCAUCCUCCUCCUCAUCAUCAUCAUCAUCAUCAUCAUCAUCAUCAUCGUCGUCGUCAUCAUCAUCAUUGCAUUCACCUUCUUCAAAGUUGAAGUCAUCUAAAAUCACUUCAACAAAUAUCUUCUCGAAUCAGUCGAACAGUCCAUUAACAUCAGACACUUUAACACGAACAUUUGAAAAGGAAUCUGAAAAUCAACCAUCUAUCAUAGAACAAGAAUUAAAUCGUUUAAAUCAAACUGAUGAAAUACUUGAUUUGGAAUGGAUAAAUCUAUGUGAAAAUAAGACUGUUGAAUAUUCUAUUGAAAAUACUACAACUACUGUUAAUUAUGAAAAUAUGAAAAGGAAUAAUAGUACUGAAUCAUUGGAAAAUAACACGAAACAAGAUCCUACUAUUACUUCAGUUAUUCACAAUGACAAUGUUUAUCAAAACUGUGAAUUUCAGUCAUCAUCAUCAUCAUCAUCAGUAACAAGUGGUCGGUCAAUGGAAUUAAAUUCAUCAUUAUACAAUAAGAAUCAAGUUGUAGACGGUAUUUCUCAGCAUUCUUUACCUACAUCAUCAUCAGUGCUGCCUUCGUCUACUAUUAGUUCAUCAUCAUCACCUCCUCCAGUCUUUACUACUACUCUGAUUGGCCUAGAAAAACCACAACUAUCGUCCAAUUCUUCGAUUGAUGAGGAUAUUUCAUUAAAAUCAAUUGAUUCAAAGGAAAAAUACAUUCAAUCUAAUAAUUGUAAAGUGACUACUAACAAUAAUGAUCAUGAAAUGUUGACAGAAUUCGUUUAAACAUUACAAAAAUCUGAUAUU